GAGCAUUCUGCUCCGGGCAGUGGCAUUGUGCUCACUCACUGUCCCCCUCCCAGCUGCUGGACCCCUGUUCCUUUGUCCCAAGCUUCCUGGGGCUUCCCGUGGCGGUCCUUGCUCAUCCAGCAUCCCUGCUACUCCCAGAUCCCCUCAGCUACAGGUUGCUGCUUCCCUGUCGCCGGCAGCCAUGAGGUCCCGGCUUCUGCUUUCUGUGGCCCACCUGCCCACAAUCCGGGAGAGCUUGGAGGAGAUACUGCCUGGGGGGCCUGGGCAGGAACCCCCGGCCUCCCUCAGCCUGGAUGACUACAUGAGGUCCAUUCGUCAGCUGGCACAGCCCACCUCAGUGCUGGACGAGUCUGCAGCCAGGGCCCGACUCAGCAGACCCCACUGGCCAUUCCGGGCCAAGGAGAAGAGCUGCCCCACCGGGUCCCUACAGGACAUCAGCACCUGCUUAUGCAGCCAGCAGCCCACACUGCCUGGGGCUGGCAAUGCUGAUCCCCUGGACUGGCUCUUUGGGCAGUCCCAGGAAAAGCAGCUAAGCUGGAGGGACCCGCCAAGGAGGACUGGCUCUUCUGCUGACCCCUGGGGUCCACACAGACAGAUGGACAGCAGCAAAGCCCAGGGUGGCCCCAGAAGGAGGCUCUGUGAUGCCAGGGUACCGGGACACUCUCUGGCGAGACCAUCAAGGGACUGGCACCAGGGUUCCUGGGCCUCCGGGCAACACAACCAGGCCGCAGGCCCCCCACCGAGCUCACGCCCCAGCAGCAUCCUCAGAACUCUCUACACCCACCUCCCAGUGAUCCAUGAGCUCUGACCCUGCCCUAACCAUGGCUUCUGUAUGGAGCAAGCUGGUCGCCCCACCUCCCUCCCCUGAGAUGGGCACUGCCUCUGGCAGGUCUCUGGGAGGGAAAUGCCUUUCCACAGGGGCUGCCUGCUUUGAAAAUUCUGAGUGAGACCCCGCUCUAAUAGUGAGAACAACCUAUCUUACAUGAUGCGGUGUUACUGA
Messenger RNA from Rhinolophus ferrumequinum (greater horseshoe bat), 1000 nucleotides. RefSeq names its product DEPP autophagy regulator 1 (gene DEPP1). Gene Ontology annotation, biological process: regulation of autophagy. The record is from RefSeq and is a predicted model, not a curated record. Gene Ontology annotation, cellular component: mitochondrion. The transcript is spliced from 2 exons. The coding region runs from base 182 to 808 and encodes 208 amino acids. Lineage: Eukaryota; Metazoa; Chordata; Mammalia; Chiroptera; Rhinolophidae.